This is a messenger RNA of Perca fluviatilis (European perch), 1120 nucleotides long. RefSeq lists its product as uncharacterized. The transcript is spliced from 6 exons. The record is from RefSeq and is a predicted model, not a curated record. The coding region runs from base 228 to 839 and encodes 203 amino acids. Lineage: Eukaryota; Metazoa; Chordata; Actinopteri; Perciformes; Percidae.
CCUGCACUGCAUUUAAGAAAGAGUCAUUGUGUCAGAAUGUCUGCUGGAAACCAGUCAAAGUUUAAACUGUUCCCUCAGAGACAUGAAACUUCACUCUCAGCAACAAGAUCUCUUUAGAACGACUUCAUCGUUUUACAACACUGAUAUGACACAGAGAGAAGCAGCCAAUCAGAGGACCAGCUGCUGAUAUUUGUCUUAUUUUCCAGGAGAAAUGAUGUGAGGGAUGAAUGAGUGAUGAUGUGCUGAUGAAUGAUUGGACUGCUGCUCUCAGUGUUUCCUCUCCAGAUGAAGAUGUGGACUCUGCUAUGAGUCAGUGUGAGGACAGAGAGGAGGGAGUCCCUCCCUCUAAAACCACUCUGUGGGGGGAACAUGACAGCCAGACCAAAGCUCAGAGCCCAGAGAAGCAGCACAGACCUGGACCUGGACCAAGCUGUGUGUCCUUCAAGAGUGACCGGUCAAAGAAUGAUGGUGCUAAUUUUAAACGACAAGACAAAAUGAUCCAUCAGAGACCAGAAUGUCUUGAAGCUGAACCCAGCUGUGUGUCCAUGAAGAGUGACGAGUCUAUGGGUGAACCUCUAGUCUUCAAAGAUGGAUGCCACUGUGUUUAUCAAAGGAGGAAUCUGGAAGAACUUGAACCCAGCUGUGUGUCCAUGAAGAGUGACAGGUCUAUGGGACUUCCUUUAGAGUUCAAAGAUGGAAGCCACUCUGUUGAUCAAAAGAUCCACCAGAGACCAGACUGUCCUGAAGCUGAACCCAGCUGUGUGUCCAUGAAGAGUGACGAGUCUAUGGGUGAACCUCUAGUCUUCAAAGAUGGACGCCACUCUGAUGAUCAAAGGUGAGGAUUUCAAACUGAAAAUCAGCAGGACUAGUAAAGGUUUACCACUACAGGCAGUCCUCUGAUUCACUGUUAACAUCCAAUUAUCACCUCAUGGACCUUUACCUUGUGUUUGUCUCUGUGGGGACGACAUAAUGUGAGCUAAUUCUUGUGUGGAGUGGACCAGGAGAGCUCAGAGGUUCCCAGUCUGCCCAGCAGCAUCAAACACACCUAGACUCCAUAUUUAUGCUGCUGGAGGAGGACAUCUGCACUUUUGUGAAGAAUGAGCUGAAGAAGAUCCAGAAG